Messenger RNA from Prunus armeniaca (apricot), 633 nucleotides. Lineage: Eukaryota; Viridiplantae; Streptophyta; Magnoliopsida; Rosales; Rosaceae. The record is from the annotation of a GenBank genome assembly.
AUGAUUAUGCCUACGACUAGCCAAGAUAAGUGGAUGAAGAUUAAUUUACCUCCAUUACUCCCUCCAAAAUACCACAAGCAGCCUGGUAGGCCUAAGAAGACAAGAAAACAAGCUUUUGAUGAGCCCAAACAACCUGCUAAUCCAUAUAAGCUUCCUAGGUAUGGCAUCCCUCUAAAGUGUGGCAAUUGCAGUGGAGAAGGGUAUAAUCAAAUUAGUUGUAAGGAACCUAGAAAUCCCAACAUAACUACUAGGAAGAGGAAAGUUGCCAAGGAAAAACUUCUAUUAAAAAGGAGAGAUGGUGGAGACCAAAGUAUCGGACAACAAAGUAUGCAACUAAGGCAAAUGAAACAAGCAAGUGGUUCCCAAGGGCCUUCUCAAUCCCAAGCAUCUGAAGUAGCCCAAGCUUCUCAAUCCCAACCAUCUGAAGCAGCUCAUGCUUCUCAAUCCCAAACAUCUCAAGCAGCUCAUGCUUCUCAAACCUGUGAUUCAUCUCAAUCUGCCAAACUAUCUCGAGUACAACAAUGUAGGAGGAGGAUGAAAGAUCAACAGAUAAGCCAUUUUGUCAAAGAUUUUUUUUUCAUCCUUAGAUGUGAUGAUGUUCAACUUUUGCAACCUGUGUUUGAACUAGGAUAA